Molecule: messenger RNA, 1997 nt
Organism: Polyodon spathula (Mississippi paddlefish)
Lineage: Eukaryota; Metazoa; Chordata; Actinopteri; Acipenseriformes; Polyodontidae
Product: atypical chemokine receptor 3-like
Exons: 2
Coding region: 250-1362 (370 amino acids)
Biological process (GO): chemotaxis; G protein-coupled receptor signaling pathway; angiogenesis
Cellular component (GO): membrane
Molecular function (GO): chemokine binding; G protein-coupled receptor activity; coreceptor activity
Source: RefSeq, a predicted model, not a curated record
UAUGCAUAGCACGGAGCGCACAGAUAUCGCAAGAGAGGCAAAAGACAUUGAAAUAUCACGUGAAUAAUAAUUUAUAUAGAGACCACUGUUUUACGUGCCCACAACUUUUUAAUAAUAAUAAUAAUAAUAAUAAUAAUAUAAUAAUAAUAAUAAUAAUAAUAAUAAUAAUAAUAAUAACUCUCGAAUUUCGACGACGGAUUAAACCAGAUGAAAAGGCAAGAUUAGUGUCAAUCUAGAAGAUAACUCAAAAUGAGUGCCAUUGAUAUAACUGAGAUCCUGGAUUACUUGGACGAGAUGAAUUUAACGGAACAAGGAGUAGAUAAUUCUUUCAGCAACAGCGUGGAGCACAACUUCAUAGAGACGCUGGUGUGCCCUCAAAGCUUCAACAAGAGUGCAGUCCUGUACAGCCUAACCCUGUUCUACAUCUUCAUCUUCAUUAUUGGCCUGGUGGCCAACUCUGUGGUGGUGUGGGUGAACCUGCGUGCUGAAAGGAACCGCUAUGAGACGCACUUGUACAUCCUGAACCUGGCCAUCGCCGACCUCUGCGUUGUAGCCACCCUCCCCAUAUGGGUGGUCUCCCUGAUCCAGCAUGGCCACUGGCCCUUUGGCGAGGUGAUGUGCAAGAUCACCCAUCUGAUCUUUAGUGUCAACCUCUUUGGGAGCAUCUUCUUCCUCACCUGCAUGAGCGUCGACCGUUACAUCUCUGUGGUCCUCUUCGGGGACUCCAACAGCCGCAAGAAGAAAGUGGUCCGUCGGCUUAUCUGUAUCUUCGUGUGGCUACUCGCCUUGGCAGCCUCCAUCCCUGAUACCUACUAUCUCAAAACAGGUACCAACCCAAUCAGUGAGGAAACCUCCUGCCGUCCAGCUUAUCCAGGGCACAGUUUCAGGGAGUGGAUGGUAGGGAUCCAACUCAGCUUCAUUGUCUUGGGCUUUGCCAUCCCGUUCCCCGUCAUUGCUGUCUUCUACAUCCUCCUGGCCAGGGUCAUUUCUUCGUCCAGUGACCAAGAAAGGAGGAUCAGUCGCAAAAUCAUCUUUACCUACAUCGUGGUCUUCUUGGUCUGCUGGCUGCCCUAUCAUGCCGUGCUUCUGAUAGAUGCCUUGUCCCUCCUCAACGUGCUACCCUUCAGCUGCGAACUGGAGAACUUCUUGUAUGUGGCCUUGCACUUCACUCAGUGCUUCUCACUCAUUCACUGCUGCGUCAACCCUGUUAUCUAUAACUUCAUCAACAAGAACUACAGGUAUGACCUCAUGAAGGCUUUUAUCUUCAAGUACUCCACCAAAACUGGCCUGGCCAAGCUCAUCGAUGCCUCCAAGGUAUCUGAGACAGAGUACUCGGCAGUGGAGAACAACCAACCAUUGUGAGAUCCAUUGUCCACUCUGGAAAGACAUUGAGCACAGUAGCUUUGGAAAGUCACAAAACAUAUCUAUUCAGUGUGCUAUAUAUAUUUUUUUUCUUGGUUGAACGUGAUCACUUUUGUUCAAUUUUAAUAAGCAGAAGCUUUAUGAUGAUCAGUGAUGCAUAAUUGUGGUACCCUGUAAAGAAACACUGUAAAAGAUAUGAGGACCAAAUGUAAAUAUGUUGUGUUUUGUUUUGUUUUGUAAUAUAAGUAUUAAUAGAAAUUCUGAAUGCUAAGUAACUGACAUUUGCUGGACGUUAGCAUUCCUGAUUACAUCGGGGACAAAGAAGCAAGCAAUCAGCGUUAAGUUCUCAUAGUUUAUAUUUACAGUAACAGCUCUUGGUAUCGCACAAAUGGGGAAGAGCAGAAUUAGAGUUAAGAAUAUCACUGUAAGCUGAUAGAUCAGUAGCUUAUUGAUCAUGCUCCAUUAAAAAAAAAUGCAAUUUAAUCUAUAAAAGAAAACUUUCCAUCAAGCCAAGGCAAAGUAUAGUUCCCAAAACAGACUUUAUUUUUUAAAAUAAAAUGUUCACAGUUUUAGGACACAGAUAAAAUCAUGUUCUCUAUUUUAUUUGAAUGUUUCUUAGUGUAUAUUUAAUAGGA